Molecule: messenger RNA, 1269 nt
Organism: Morchella importuna
Lineage: Eukaryota; Fungi; Ascomycota; Pezizomycetes; Pezizales; Morchellaceae
Exons: 4
Coding region: 1-1269 (422 amino acids)
Biological process (GO): proteasome-mediated ubiquitin-dependent protein catabolic process
Cellular component (GO): proteasome regulatory particle
Source: RefSeq, a predicted model, not a curated record
AUGGGUUCGGACCCUCAAUAUGCGUCGUAUCCCAACUUGCUCCUCUCGCAACACAUAUUCACUCUAAAAACUGCCUCCUUGAGCUCUAAUCAUGCCGCUGCUCAAAAAACUUUGACUGCAUCCAUCAAGGAACACUCCCAGGCGCCGCUGUAUCGCUACUUGGCGCACCCAGUGGAUGGUAUUCUCUCGGGCAAGAUUGAUUGGGACGAAAAGUUCUACGAAGAGCUUAAGAAAAGCAACGAUGAUGAGCUCGAGGGGUAUGAGAAGGAGCUAAAGGAGGUAGAGGAGAAGGCCGGAGAAUCAGAGGUCGUUGAAGCUAUGGGAAAGAAGGCAGAGUUUUGGGCCAGGGUUGUCGAUAAGGAGAAAGCUCUCGCUGCCUAUGAAGAGUUGUACACAAAAACUCCAACUCUUGGUGCCAAGAUUGACAUAGUCCUUGCCAUAAUCCGCAUGGAGAUGUUUUACGACGACAAGAUGGCCGUAAAGAAGAGUGUUGAGCGUGCUAGACGGCUUAUCGACACUGGUGGAGAUUGGGAUCGCCGUAACCGCCUCAAGUCCUACACUGGUCUUCAUCUCCUCUCAAGCCGUCAAUACGCCGAGGCCGCGCCACUAUUGCUUGAUUCACUAUCAACCUUCACAUCCACCGAAAUCUGCACAUACUCCUCGUUAGUCCUAUAUGCGGUUCUCGCCGGUACUAUAUCAUUAAACCGUGUUGAUUUCAAAGCAAAAGUUAUCGAUUCGGCUGAGGUUCUGGCCGUACUUGGAUCCAAGAGUGGUGGGGCUGUAUCUGUGGGUGAUGUCGAGAUGAUUGACGCCGACAUGGAGAACACAGAUGGAUAUUCUUCGCUAGAGACACUGGUAAACAGCUUGUACCUAUGUGACUACAAGAGUUUCUUUGUGGCACUUGCGGAGGUUGAAGAAAGAUUCUUAAGUAAGGACCGCGUAUUGGCUGAGCACAAGGCUUGGUACGUUCGUGAAAUGAGGAGAAGAUCUUAUGCACAGCUCCUUGAAUCAUACCGUGUUGUCGGACUGGAAAGCAUGGCUAAUGCCUUUGGUGUUUCCGUUGAAUGGCUUGAUCGUGACCUUUCGAAAUUUAUCCCAUCCAAAAAGCUCAAUUGCACCAUUGACCGUGUAAAUGGUGUCAUUGAGACAAACCGGCCAGACGAUAAGAACAAGCAAUACCAGGAUGUUGUAAAGCAGGGAGAUCAGUUGCUUACCAAGCUGCAAAAGUUCGGUCAAGCUGUCAGGUUGAGGGGUAGCGAAAGAGCCUAG